Messenger RNA from Mangifera indica (mango), 1560 nucleotides. Its product is annotated as UDP-galactose/UDP-glucose transporter 4-like. The record is from RefSeq and is a predicted model, not a curated record. NCBI's taxonomy places the organism in Eukaryota, Viridiplantae, Streptophyta, Magnoliopsida, Sapindales, Anacardiaceae. Gene Ontology annotation, biological process: transmembrane transport. Gene Ontology annotation, molecular function: transmembrane transporter activity. The transcript has 7 exons. Gene Ontology annotation, cellular component: endoplasmic reticulum membrane; Golgi membrane. Bases 314 to 1375 code for a protein of 353 amino acids.
CUCUUCAUGGAAUUCCAAUUCCCUCUUAAAAUCCUCCUACUUUCGUGCUCUCCAAACGAAACUUAAACACAUCACACAAAGGCUGGAUUCCAUAUUAUUUAGUGUUUUAGUUGACUUGUAGAACACAAGUCUUCAAUCUUUAUAUCUCUCCCCUUCGAUUCUUUUUGUCUACCUGUCAUACAUAAAUCAACUCUCUCUUUUCUUCUUCAAACCCAAUUCUCUGCUACUGUUACCACUCAUGCACCACCGCUUCAGCAACUGAACAGCCAUUUUGACUUUGUUUUUUUUUUUUUAAAUUAGUGGGUCGUUAGAAAUGAAGAGCGAAGACCAAGCAAGGUCUCUGUUUGGUAUCUCCCUCUCUGAUCGACCCAGGUGGCAGCAGUUCCUCAUUUGUUCUUCCGGCUUCUUCUUUGGCUAUCUCGUUAAUGGGGUUUGUGAGGAAUAUGUGUAUAAUCGGCUUCAAUUCAGCUAUGGUUGGUAUUUCACUUUUGUACAAGGAUUUGUAUACUUGGUACUCAUAUACUUGCAAGGUUUCACCACCAAACGAAUGUUGAAUCCGUGGAAAACAUAUGUAAAACUCUCUUUCGUGUUAAUGGGUUCUCAUGGAUUAACUAAGGGCUCCUUGGCCUUCCUCAACUAUCCAGCUCAAAUCAUGUUCAAGUCCACAAAGGUGCUUCCUGUAAUGAUAAUGGGUGCCUUCAUUCCUGGAUUGAGAAGGAAAUACCCAGUUCAUGAAUACAUCUCUGCUCUGCUGCUAGUUGUUGGUCUGAUCCUUUUCACCUUGGCAGACGCCCAAACUUCUCCAAAUUUUAGUAUGGUUGGUGUCGUAAUGAUAUCAGGUGCUUUAGUUAUGGAUUCCUUUUUGGGUAAUUUGCAAGAAGCAAUUUUCACCAUGAAUCCCGACACAACACAGAUGGAGAUGCUGUUUUGUUCAACAGUAGUGGGGUUGCCUUUCUUACUUGCACCAAUGGUUCUAACUGGAGAGCUCUUUAGGGCCUGGAAUUCAUGUUCACAACAUCCAUAUGUAUAUGGGGUGUUAGUAUUUGAAGCCAUGGCUACAUUUGUGGGGCAAGUGUCUGUUCUAUCUCUCAUUGCCAUUUUCGGAGCUGCCACCACUGCCAUGAUAACAACAGCGAGAAAGGCAGUAACUCUGUUGAUCUCAUACUUGAUAUUUACAAAGCCUUUAACUGAGCAACAUGGGACUGGGCUGUUGCUCAUUGCUAUGGGGAUUAUAUUGAAAAUGAUGCCGGAAAACAAAGCCCCCACUAAGACUCUGAAUUCGUAUAUCAUCUCCAAUAACAGGAAAUCCCCGCUACAAGAAGAGAAAAUCUCAUCAGAAAAUGAAGACAAUGACGAGAAAAGACCCUUGGUGUAAAUUUUAGGGAGCACUAUCUGUUCUGUUGUUGCAUUUCCAUUAAUAUCUUUGCUUUUCUAUUCAUAAAGAAGAAGAGAAAAAAUAAUAGCUAAAUUUGAUGUAAAGUUCUCCAUUAAAAACGAUAAAGCUUUCUUUUCUUUAAAUAUUGUGGGAAUUUAAUUUAAUUAGAUCAAUUACUUGGAUCA